ACGCGGACGCCCGGGUGUCGUGGCCACUCGGGUGACUCCCUGACAGCUCUCGCCAUGGAAGGAGGGGAUGGCAGCGACGAGCCUGCCGCCAGCCAGGCCGGAGAGGCGAAAGGGGACGUUCCCGUGAAGGAUGACAUUCUUCUUUUGGCUGAUGAAAAAUUUGACUUCGAUCUUUCACUGUCUUCUUCAAGUGCAAAUGAAGACGACGAAGUCUUUUUUGGACCUGUUGGGCAUAAAGAAAGAUGUAUUGCUGCCAGCUUAGACUUAAAUAAUCAAAUUCCCGAAGAGCCUCUUCUGCCAGCGUCUGAAAGCCACUUCACUUGGAGUCCUCUCACUGGGGAGAAAUUUGUGGAAGUUUAUAAAGAAGCUCACUUACUGGCCUUGCAGAUAGAAAGCAACAGCAAAAACAAGGUGGCCCCAGCUGGCAAACCUGAAGACCCUUGGAGCCAGGGUGUGGAAAGAUUCAUACAGGAAUCAAAAUUAAAAAUAAAGCUCUUUGAGAAGGGAAAUGAAAUGAAGAAAAGCCCCAAGUCACUUAAAAGGGAGACAUACUACCUGUCAGACAGCCCCUUGAGGGGACCACCCCCCUCGGGCACCCAGCCCCCCUUGGGCGUGGCCCUGCACAGUGCUCCUGCCCAGGCCAGCCUCGCCCCAAGGCAGGGCCCACCACACUCUUCUCAUUCUCCUUUGCCAGUGGAACCAAGUACCGCUCAUCCUCCAAACCAGGCAGUGACUCAGAAAAAGGCCAUCAGCAGAUUGGUGCCACCCCGAACUUUGUCUCUUAGAGGGAAAAGCGUUCACUUGGCCACGGAGAAGCUUACGAAAGAGAUACCAGCUAAUCCCUGCAGUAUGAAAACCCUAAAUGAAAAGGAAUCCCACAGGGACGUGCGCCCUGACAAGCCCAGCACUGCCCAGGAUGUCACCAGCCUGCCAGCCAAUGGAAGCUACUUGGUCCAAGGCAAGCGAUCGCUCCCCGUUCCAAGCAAGUUGGGGCUGAAGAAAACCCUUGUAAAACCACCUGGUUGUGCUGGCAGUCUUGCAAGAAAGUCCUCGUCGUCGGGCAGUGUUUCGUGCGUGACGUCCAGUGCGUGUGCUUCUCCAGCAGCAGGCAAAGCUAAAUCAAGUGAACUUCCAAGUAUUUCUGCAGAUAGUUCCCGGCCUCUGUCAUACACCAGCCAGUUAGGCAGAACGGGACCUGCCAUGUCACGGCCAUCUCUGCAGCCUGGCCCUGCCGGUGUGUCCUGCAGGCAAAGCAAGUGGGCCGAGGUUGCUGAGUUGACAGCUCUUGCCCAACCCCAGACUCCAGAGCAGGGAGGCCCAAGGCCAACCUCUCAUUCCAGUCUGUCACAGUCUUCUCAACGGAAUACAACUGGGAGUACAAGAGGACGAGAUUCCUUUCUGAAUUCCAAGACAGUGGUUAUGCCUACUCCUACAAAUCGAUUUAAAAUUCCUAAGUUUUCUACUGGUGAACCCCCAGGCAGUGCAACACCAAAGUUCUCUCGGGCGCAGAGGCCACAGUCCUGCACGUCAGUGGGGAGGGUGACUGUCCAUAGCACUCCUGCGAGACGCUCCUCAGGGCCAGCCUCACAAAGCCUUUUAAGCAGUGUGAGGACCCCCGUGAGGACGAGACGCAUGUCAGCAUUGCCCACACCUGUUGGCUGUCGACUCUCUGGACUCCCAUUGGUGACCCCUAAAACCGUGCCCAGGCCCCUGGCUUCUCCCCUGUGCAUGUCUGCUCGGCAUCUUUCUUCUGAGCCCCGGAAAAAGUCUGCAGUGAGAAUUUCACCAAUGAGGGAGAGCCAGAGCAAGGCUGCUUCUGGGUGCUCAGACUUAUCAUCUGAUGGGAGUUUUUCUCCUCCGUCUGCUGUGCCGCAGGCACUUAGCUUUUCUCCAGAAAAGAGUGAUUUUACUUUUUCAAAAAGUGUCACCACAGAAGCAGUGCUGGCGGAGGCACAGGCGCCUGAAGAUGCACCCCUCAGUGAGGCUGUUCUCGUGGAUAUCCAGCUGGAUCAACUUGUCAUCACUCCGAAAGCUGAAAGCGCACCCCUCCUCGACCUCCCUCUCAUCGACCUUUGCAGUACUCCAGGAGCGAGCUUGGCUCUGGGCUCCGAAAGUAGACCUCUGAUCGACCUCCUGACAAACACUCCGGACGUGAGCAGAAGCGCUGUGUCGAAGCCUCUCCACGAGGUGGGGCAGCUGAUAGACUUGGCCUCUCCUCUGAUCCAGCUGAGUCCCGAGGCUAACAAGGAAAACAUGGACUCGCCGCUUCUCAAGUUCUGAGUAGAACAGAAGCCUCCGCAUUUUAUUCUUUGUUGCGAGAACAGUCAGUCCUAACUUAGAAAUGAAUUGUAGGAUAAAUUGUUUUGGAAAAAUUAAAAAGGAAAACAAACCUAAGUCAAAUGACUGUGCCUGAGGGACUGGGGGGUGGUUUGCCCACCUGAGGUCACUACUGCCCGCAUCGUCCGUCCUCGCUGCCCUGCCAGGCUGGGAUGCCGAGUGGAAGUUGCUCCAAAUGGAGAAGUUUGUUUUGGAAUUUUUGUAAGUAAAAUAGCAAGUGACUAUUUUUAAAAUUAAGUUUGUAUGACAAGUUAAAUAUUCUAGAUUUACAUUGUAAAAUAAAUGACAAUGAAUUAAAGCACAUCUUGAUUUGUAAGAUGACCUUGAUUUUCAGAAAUGCAUAGCUAUUAUCACUCUUAUCAGGACGCAAGAUUUAUAUUAUCCAAACUGUAAUUCUAAAUUUAGUGUGAAUACUGUGACAGCAUGGAUGGACCUUGAG
Messenger RNA from Equus quagga, 2776 nucleotides. RefSeq names its product G2 and S-phase expressed 1 (gene GTSE1). The transcript has 12 exons. NCBI's taxonomy places the organism in Eukaryota, Metazoa, Chordata, Mammalia, Perissodactyla, Equidae. Gene Ontology annotation, cellular component: cytoplasmic microtubule; microtubule cytoskeleton. The record is from RefSeq and is a predicted model, not a curated record. Bases 55 to 2280 code for a protein of 741 amino acids. Gene Ontology annotation, molecular function: microtubule binding.